Molecule: messenger RNA, 4170 nt
Organism: Magnusiomyces paraingens
Lineage: Eukaryota; Fungi; Ascomycota; Dipodascomycetes; Dipodascales; Dipodascaceae
Exons: 1
Coding region: 1-4170 (1389 amino acids)
Biological process (GO): DNA-templated transcription; positive regulation of transcription by RNA polymerase II
Molecular function (GO): sequence-specific DNA binding; DNA-binding transcription factor activity, RNA polymerase II-specific; zinc ion binding
Source: RefSeq, a predicted model, not a curated record
AUGAUCUCCGCUACCACCGAGCAACCAGACUUUUCUUCGCCUGAUCUCAUGCAGCAGGCCUCUCAGCAGCAGCAGCAACAACAACAACUUCAUCACCACCACCAGCAACAACAACAACAACAACAACAACUCCCUCAUCUAAUCAAUAACAAUAUUCCAAUAAACCCCGUAAUUAAUCCUUACCCUAUGGCUUCUCACGAUGCAGUACCAAAUAAUAUAACUAACUCUGCUACAAAUACUACUAAUUCACCUCCAGUGAAACCUCCACGAAAAAAACGAGCUCCAAAUGGCUCAGGAUCAAUCAAACGCGAACAAAAGGAAUCCGCAAAAAAUAAACGACAAAAGGUCGCAGCAAAUCAAGGUGUAGUGGAUCCCUUCAUGGCUUUCCCUGGACCAUCAAAUCAACCACAUUCCUCUCCAUCACUACAACCACAACAAUACCCUUCCUCUCAACAACUCUCUCCUCAAUCUGCAUCUACAACAUCUGUUCAAGCCCCAUCUGCUACCCCAACGGCUCCAUUCCGUCCAGCAGUCAUUGGAGUUGCACGCUCCAUUUCGGCAUGUCAUCGUUGCCGUAUGCGCAAAACCCGCUGUGAUCAAAAAUUCCCCUCAUGUAAUGCUUGUCUAAAGGCUGGCGUCGAAUGUGUAGGUAUAGAUGCAGCCACUGGCCGUAAAAUCCCCCGCUCUUAUGUCUCGCAUCUAGAAGAUCGCAUUGCUACUCUUGAACGACAGCUCCAAGAGACAAAGAGUGCAGGAUUUGGUCCCAUGUCUUCACCAUCAACAAAUGGGUCGCCCUCAAUAACACCCGUCAAUAACAAUAUUCAUUCCUUAGAUACCUCCCAAGCAUUACCUCCUGCGUCUGUCUCUUCAUCUUCCAUGAAUUCUAUCCACUCACUUUUAAAUGGCUCUGAACAAGGCAUUGAACAAAAUCAAUCUGUUUCUAAAAAUUCAUUUUCCCCCUCUUCCUCUUCUUCACCCACCAAUAACACAAAUAAUAUCCAGCAAUUAGACACGUCCAAUGGAAGCGCUAAGGCUAUUCUCCCCACAGCAACUACUGCGGCUGUGCCAACUGCCGCUGCCGCUGCUACUACUACUACUGCUGCAUCCUCUUCUUCAUCUGGUGCUGCACCGGGUUCCACAUCCCCCAAGGGUUCAAAAGUUGACUCCACUGGAGUCGAAGGCCUUAUGUCCACUGUCAAAAUGGUCUCCUCCAAAGCAGCAACGUCUGCACCCUCUGCUUUUCUUGGUUCGUCUUCCGGCCUUUCUUUUGCCCGUCUCUUGUUGACUGCAAUCAAGUUUAACGCAAAUGCAAACGGCCCGGACCAUAACCAACCAAAUAAUAACGCCCAAAACCUAUCAAGUAACGCGACAGAAGACCAAACAGCAGCUGCCGCUGCUGCCGCUGCUGCCGCAGCAAAUGCAACUGCAACAGCUAACACUACCGACUCUUCUUCAACAAGUUCUGCACCCUCAACAGUCCCACCCUCCAGUACCCAAUUGAAGAUUGGAACCCACAAGGUUCAGCCCGCUUCACUUCCUUCAAAAGAAACUGCAGAAAAAUUUCUUUAUCUCUUUUUCUCUCAAGCAAACUCUCAGCUCCCCGUAAUCCACCGUGAACAGUUCCUCACAAACCACUUCAUUCCCAUAUAUGGGCCCCUCUCGGAGGGAACCUCUCUCGCAUCUGACUAUACCACAAUUGGCGUUCCGCUCACACCAUCCCCACAGCCCUCACCUGCUACCCCGGGCAUGUCCCCCCUUCUUCGCCAUCAAAAUGGUCCUCCCCAGUCCUCCCCAGGAGGUACUUCCAGCUCUAGCAGUAAUCACGCAUCCACGUAUGUUGGAAGCAAUACCCCAAUUGCCAUCUCCAACUAUAAUGCACCUGAAGUGACUGAAGAAACCCCAAAAAAGGCACUCUACUUCCUCCACCUUAUGUUCGCUAUUGCAACCUCAAUCCAUCAUCAAACACACCCUGCUCAAAUUUCUGAAUCCUUCCGCGCAGCUGCCAUGCAGUAUCUUGAUACAGUUCUUGCCUCACCAAACCGUCUUGAAGCUCUGCAGGGUAUUCUUCUACUCGCACAGUAUUCAAUCAUGCGGCCAUCUGUCCCUGGUAUCUGGUACGUGCUUGGGUGGGCUCUGCGCCUAUGUGUCGAUCUCGGUCUUCACACUGAGGCCGGCUUCCGAUCCUCUGUAUUUGCCUCAAACUCCAAUGCUGGUGGUGGGCCCAGCUAUGACCCCUUCACUCUCGACAUGCGCCGGCGCUUGUUUUGGUGCACUUAUGCUAUUGAUCGCCAGGUAUGUGUUUACCUCGGCCGUCCUUUUGGCAUCCCUGAAGAAAGUAUCAAGGUCCCGUUCCCAUCUCAACUAGACGAUACACUCAUUGUCGAAGACGACUUUAGCGAUCUCAACGAUAUCCAAAGCGAUCACACUCGUAAGGCCCCCUCUUAUAAAAUCAUCUCUCUUAGUUUCUUCCGCAUCCGGAAAAUUCAAGCUGAGAUUCAACGCAUUUUAUAUGAUUGCGCCGCUCUCCCCAGAGAGUUUGAGACACUUGAACAGUGGCGUACGGUCAUGGGUCAACGGCUUGAGGCGUGGCAUUCAUCCUGUCCCAAGUCGGCUAAAAAGAUGAACUGCAACUUUAACCUUGCAUUUAUCGAACUCAACUACCAUCAAACACGGCUUCUGCUUUAUGGACCCACUCCAUCCGAUGCACCGCAACCCACAGAAGAUCACUUUGAAAUAAUUGCAGAUGCCGGUGAAAAGGUUAUUCAGCACUACAAAGUCCUGCACCGUCACCGCAGUAUCAACUAUACUUGGGUCGCAGUCCACAACCUUUUCAUGGCUGGUACAUCGUAUCUCUAUGCCCUUUACCAUUCACCAAAACUGCGUGAAAACACAACUAUUGAAGAAAUCAAUUAUAAUGCACACGCCUGUAUCGAAGUACUUUCAGCUCUUGUAGACCGCUGUGAUGCCGCUAUAUCAUGCCGUUCUACUUUUGAGCUACUCACAGCAGCCAUUAUUAAGCUUUGCACGCAGGAAAAAACAGCAACAGCAGCAACAUACUCUGAUAUCAAAAUUGAAGGUAAUAGUAUGGGAUACCCCCAGGCCCUUACUCCUAAAGGGUACAUGACUUAUAUUCCGUCUCAACAGCAGCAACCGCAACCGCAACAGCAUCAGCAACAGCAACAGCAUCAGCAACAGCAACAGCAACAACCACAACCGCAACCACAACCGCAACAGCAGAAGCAGCAACAGCAGCAGCAGCAGCAACAACAACAACCGCAAUUGCCAUCUGAAAUAGUACUUCAAAAAGAUCGGCAAUUUCAAGUUAAUCGGCAAAUGUCAGUUUCAUUUGACCAACCUUUAUCGGCGCCUCAACAGCAGUCCUUAUCUACAAUUCAAAAGCCAUUGUUGGUGAGCCAGUUUUCACAGCAACAGCAACAGCAACAAAUGCCACCACCAUCUUCGUUGCUCUCAGCUUCAAAUACAACACCGCAGCUUCGCUCCCAAUCUAUGGCAGGAAGUAAUAACAUCUCAUCAUACUCUUCUGAUGAGCCAUGGAUUGAUAACUUUGAUUUGGAACAAUUUUUCCUUGAGGCAGGUAUGCCCAUGAUAUUUAUGCCGGAUCAGCAGUCCGAAGGCUCGACUCCACUCGGAGUGUCUCAGCAACAACCUCAGCCGCAGCAGCAGCAACAACAGCAACAACAGCUACAGCAGCAACAACAACCUCAGCAAUCACUUGAGAAGCGGCGGCGGUCGUCUCUUGCUUCGUUUGCGAUCAAUAACAGUUCAAACCAGCUACGGCCUCAACUUCGUCAAACCAUACCUGUGUCAUCGCAAUCUCUUUCCCAACCCAUGCCCCGCCAGCAACAACAGCAACAAGUAUCUCCUCAGUAUCAACAAAAUCAGCAAACACAAUUUUCUGCUGUGGGAAACAACAACCCCAACUCCAGUGUAAGCUCAAUAAAUGCUGCGCCGUCACCCAUGAGCCAACAGCUGAGCCAGUACUUGGACGGUGUGGACGACUUUUUAGGUGCAAAUGGUCCUGGAGGCGGUGGUAGUGGCCCAAGGUUGUUUGACAUUAUUAAUGAGGUUCCCAUGGCUGCUAUCUGGGAUCAGUUUUUCGCUCCUAGUAAUAUGGGUGUCAUGAUGAAUCCUCAUGGUGAAUGGCAAUAA